UGUCGCUGCGAGUGGACGUUCGUAAGCUAAGUGCUGUGUCAAUUUGUGUUCAGUGAAUGAAAACGAAUGAAAGUAUUCAUGUUUUGAUUAAUAACAGCGAGCUGGCUUUGUUGGAAGGAAUGGCGAAUUCCGGAGGCUGGAGUGAGGAGCCGGUCCCUAAGGAUAAGCAGAGGCCACCGGUGUACAAUCCUGAGGACUACGCGACCUCACUGAAGAAGUGGGGCAAGAAGGCCGGCGCCGCGUCGCUCUACGAAGUCGACACUACACAGGAGAUGAAUAAAUCCAGAACUCUACCCAACCCGAACAGAAAAGACUUCAGAAACCCAAGCAUGAGUCUGGGCGAGGAAAUGAGUCUACGCCAAUUCGGGUCCCCGAGCGAGUUACUAGUGAAACUACGCGCCGAUCUGAGACUUUCCUUCCCAAGUUUCGUCCAGGAGUUCGCCUGUGAGCCUCUAGAUGGGGUCAGUCUGCUUCUGGAGCUGCUGCGGAACGUUCAGCUUAGUCAGUCCGGAGAAGGAGCUAGAGGACCUCCAGCUGUGAGGAGACGGCCACUGCUGGAUGAACUGGCGUGCUUACAGUGUCUAUGGAGUUGCUGCCAUCGAUACCCUGAUGGUGUCAGGAGACUCGUGGCAGGCCCCAACGGAGCUUAUACUCUGACAGUCUGCAUUAUGUCUACUGUUAACAAAUCCAGGAUAUUGGCAUUGCAGCUCCUAACAAAAGCCUGCUACCCUCCAGCAAAUGGCCACAGCAUGAUAUCCGAAGCCCUAUCCACGUUGCGUCUUCGUUACGGAGAGCCGGUCCGCUUCAGGUUUUUAGUCGGAAUGCUGCAGAGCACUGGAGGCUCUGGUGAACUUCAGGCAGCCGGGUUAGCCUUCAUCAAUGGACUGCUGAUCAGCACUCCGACUCCUCAGAGGAAGUUGUACAUCCAGGCCGAAUUGGAGCAGGCCGGUUUUGAUAUCGUCACUCUGAAGAAGAUGGCAGCGAAACUUCAAACUCCCAAUGACCUAAUAUCGAAGGAAAUUGAAGCAUACGAAAAACAAUUGAUAGACAUUGACAUACUAAGCGAAAAAGCGAACGUGGCUCAAAAAGAGAAAGACGCUCUUCGAUACAAGCUAGACUUGCUCGAGAAAAGAGUUAAGAUCCUGCAAGAAGAAAAAGGUAUACUUUUAUCCUUGGAAAAAUGCCUGAAGGAGAAAUGCUGUGAGCUGCAAGAGGAGGUGUCUUCGUUAAGAUCUGAACACGGAAAUUCCAAUCGAAAAAAAAGUUUUUCAACGAAGAAAAAAAACUCGGUUCAUAAAAACAGAGAUGAGUCCUCACCACCGGAAGACGAAGGCAUCAGCUCAUCAGAAAGGUCACUAAGUCCUGAUGGAGAUCCCCAAAGAGACUCCAUGGUAUACGAGAUAUUUAAUAUCAAAAACGAAACCUUUGACAUGAUACGCAACAAACGCAUUCUGCACAAGAAAAUUGAGAACAAAAAGACCGAAUCAAAGAAGUCACUGGACGACGAAGACGAAACUACUAUAGAAGACGUUAUACAAGAACUCAGAAAUAUUGUUAACAAAGCUGAAACAGAGCAAUACGCUAAAGACAUCAACGAUGACAGAUCAUCAAGGUGCAACCAGAAUUCGGAAAUCAGUAUUCCCAUAAACAACAUAGACCGCAAGAACCACAGUGAAGAAAAAGAAGACUCGAUCACCAGCACAAGACACAGCAUACAAAUAAGAAACGGCACUGAUUGUUCAGAGGAUAACUUCGAAGAUGACCAGGAGGCUGUAAUCGUUCCGAGCAAAAUCGUGCCUCAUCCGCCGCGGAGAGCUAAGAGCUUGCUUCAUUUGUUCACCCCACCGGUCGACCAAGGGUUACUGUACAAUAAACCACCCCCAGAUAUAUACGACGAGCAUUUCUAUUCCAGCGACGAGGGUUCGGAUUCAUUGCUCAGCUCGUCCCGGUGUCAAGGUCAGAACAGCAAAAAGGAUUCGAUUAACAGUUUCGAUUUCAAGGAAUGUCGGGCAGUCUUUAGUUCUACGGUUGAGAAAGACAAAGACGUGACCAGAACUAAGCGAUCUAAGGCCCGUUCGAGAGACGAAAGUACGAAGACUUCGGUGAGAAGAAGCGAAUCAUUUCAAGCCUCAGAAAAAGGGUCCCGACAGCGAGAGCAUAUCGACAACCUCUUCAAUCACGAAACAAAUACGUCUAAUAGAAUUACACCCCAAAGAUCAAGCAGCCGGGUCGACGAAAUCGUCAGUUUGAUAGAAUCUAAGAAACUAACCAAAAGUCUGGAUAGGAUCGAUGAAGGCCUGAACACAAUGGUCGAUAUAGUCCUCCUAGAUGAGCCCAAAAAGCCUGUCUGGCCUUACGAAAGACGGCAAAGAUCCUGCUCUAGGACCAGCAGUGAAGUCGGGAACGAAUCUCCCUUAGUUCCCGUUACCAGAUCCACUAGCAAGCCGACUAACUUCCUGAAAUACGACACGCGAUCGUCCAGCAACAAACAAGAGUCAUCUAAAACGGAACCCAACCAGAAAUUUUACUUACCCGGCGCUAAAUUCACCACGGGAGGUUUCGAAAAUCAACCAUUCAACAGUUCCACCUUCUUAGUGAAACGUGGACACUCAAAUACCGGGUUUUACAGUGGAAAUCACAUGUUGAGAAACGCACCGGCCAGCAUGACGAGUCUGGUCGGCAAUGGACACGCGGAUUUAAAGAGGACCUUGUCUCCAAUGGGUUCGGUGACCAAUUACGGAAUCCACAAAUUCGCGGACAUGCCUUCCGGGCUGUAUUAGUAGCUGUAAUUACGCGUAAUGGAAACCAUCGACUAAUUUAAGUACCUUAUUAUUUUUGUUUAGUGCAAUAUUACCCAAAACGGGAAGCUAUUUAAAAUGUGUGUUUUGAACGAAUUAUAUUUGUAAUUAAUUUGUAGAAAAAGUUAUUCUCAGUAUUUCAUGUAAUAUUCCACAUAAGAUUAGCUAUUUUCGAAAGGAAAUACUGUCGUCCAAAAUUGGAGGAAUAGAAUAAAAAAACCUUCGUAUCCGUUCUUUGGAUAGUGCAGGGUAUUGGAGCCAAUCCGAAACGAAAACUUAGUAGUGAAGUAAGAACACAAGACAUUAUAAAAACAUUGAGUGUAUUACAUAUUUAUUUAGCCAAGUUUUUCGCUUAGCGCGCUAUGGAACUAAAACUGCAAUGGAAGGUCGAGGGAGGAGAAGGGGAUGGAGGGAGGAGAAGCGGAGAGAGAGAGGGGUUAAAUUACGUUUUUUGUACAUUGCGGUUUCGGCAUCACGAGAACAUAACACCUUUUACAGCUUGAGUAUAUUUAUUAAACGUAUUUUGUAUCUUAGUAAUUUUGUUGAUUAGCAAAAUUUGCUUAAGAUCACCGUAAUCACACUGCCAUCUCCGAAUAACAUUUACUAUGUAAUUCUUGCAAACAAAUGCAUGUAACCUCAUAAUUUAAUAAGAUUCAUACUACCGAUUUAAGUUUUUGUUUAUCUUGUGCAAUCGCAACGAUCACUGCCAUCUUGGAACAAGUUUUUUUUUUCUUCUGUACUGUACAUAAUUAUACAUGUAAUGGAAUUAUUUUAUAAUAAACA
This is a messenger RNA of Bombyx mandarina (wild silkworm), 3581 nucleotides long. It is a transcript of the gene mwh, whose product is annotated as multiple wing hairs. Gene Ontology annotation, molecular function: actin filament binding; small GTPase binding. Gene Ontology annotation, cellular component: cytosol. Gene Ontology annotation, biological process: cortical actin cytoskeleton organization; regulation of cell shape; cell migration. Lineage: Eukaryota; Metazoa; Arthropoda; Insecta; Lepidoptera; Bombycidae. The record is from RefSeq and is a predicted model, not a curated record.